This is a messenger RNA of Panicum virgatum (switchgrass), 1836 nucleotides long. RefSeq names its product 9-beta-pimara-7,15-diene oxidase-like. Bases 179 to 1744 code for a protein of 521 amino acids. The record is from RefSeq and is a predicted model, not a curated record. Gene Ontology annotation, molecular function: iron ion binding; oxidoreductase activity, acting on paired donors, with incorporation or reduction of molecular oxygen; heme binding. The transcript is spliced from 2 exons. NCBI's taxonomy places the organism in Eukaryota, Viridiplantae, Streptophyta, Magnoliopsida, Poales, Poaceae.
UCUGCUGGUUCUCCGCAAGUUUGGAGCGUACCCAGGACAUUGAUUACUUUUUUUUUAUGGCAGGACAUUGAUAACUAGUGGAGUGGGAUCGGUACGGUUGUCACAACGUUAUAUACAGUUGGUUGCAUCGUUUUCUUCCCCAAGAAAUCAAGCCUUACGAGUUAGACAUUCUGCAUCCAUGGAGCUAAGCACAAUCUCCCUCCUCUUCCUAAUCCUACCUAUCAUCUCCCUGGUCCUUGCAUCAUCACAUAGAGGCCGCCGUGAAUCCAGAGCGGAAACCAACAGGAAAAGACGCCCCCCUGGCCCAUGGGGCCUCCCCUUCAUCGGAAGCAUCCACCACCUGCUCACCUCGCAGCCGCAGGCAGCCCUCCGCGAGCUGGCGGAGAAGCACGGCCCGGUGAUGUACCUGCGGCUGGGGCAGGUCGACACCGUCGUGGUCUCCUCUCCGGAGGCGGCGCAGGAGGUGCUUCGGGCCAACGACAUCAGCUUCGCGUCCCGGCCAAGCCUGCUCGCCACCGACAUCAUCUGCUACGGCAGCCUCGACCUGGCCUUCGUGCCCUACGGAGACUACUGGAGAGUGCUGCGCAAGCUCUGCACGCUCGAGCUCCUCAGCGCGCGCAAGGUGAAGCAGUUCGCGGGCAUCAGGCACAGGGAGACCAUGUCCCUCGUCGCGGAGGUCCAGGCCGCCGCCGGCGGCGGCGAGCCGGUGAACCUCGGCGGCUUGCUGGUCUCUUGUACCAACUCCAUCACCGGGCUGGCGACGUUUGGUCACAGCUGCAGCGGCGAGAGGAGGAAGCGGUUCCUAUCAGCGAUGAACGUGGUGCUCAAGUACUCCUCGGGAUUCUGCGUCUCGGACCUCUUUCCGUCGAUGUGGUUCAUGGACGUCGUCACCGGGAUGAGACACCGGCUGCGGAGGGCGCACCGUCAGCUCGACCAAGUAUUCGACGAGAUCAUCGCAGAGUGCGAGGCACGACGGAGGAAUGCCCAGGGAGAAGACCGUGAGGGAGAGCACGACCUCCUCAGUGUCUUGCUGAGGAUCCGAGAUGAAGGGGAGUUGGAGCUGCCCAUCAAAACCAUAAACAUCAAGGCGAUCAUAGUGGAUAUGUUCAUAGCAGGGACGGAGACCACCUCAUCAGCUGCUGAGUGGGUCAUGUCCGAGCUCAUCAAGAACCCGGAGACGAUGGCAAAGGCGCAAACAGAGGUGCGGCAGGCAUUCGACAACAAGAACCCGUUGGACCAUGAGUCCAACGUUCACCAUCUGCACUACUUGAGCAUGGUCAUCAAGGAGACGAUGAGGCUGCACCCACCCCUCCCGCUCCUACUCCCUCGCCUCUGCCGGGAGACCUGCGAUGUCGGUGGGUUUGAGGUUGCCAGAGGCAGCAGGGUGAUCGUCAACGCAUGGGCGUUGGCUAGAAGCCCGGAGUAUUGGAGCGACGACUCUGAAGAGUUCAGUCCUGAAAGGUUCGAAGGAAGUGUGUUGGACUAUAAAGGUACGCAGUUUGAGUACCUGCCGUUCGGUAGUGGGAGGAGGAUGUGUCCUGGCUCCGGUUUUGGGUUGGCCACCAUGGAACUGAUCUUGGCACGCCUCCUAUACUAUUUCGACUGGAGCCUUCCGGCUGGAAUGCAGCCGCUAGAGCUUGACAUGGACAUGACAGUUGGAGCAACAGCAAGAAGAAGCAACCAAUUACACCUUAUGGCAUCACCUUAUUGCAAGGUUACAGCGAAGAGUUCAAAUAUCUUGUGAUCCAAUAGUUGAAUCAAUGCCAUCAUGCCAAGGUUGCAGGCUUGCAGCAAAGAGUUCAAUACUGUGAUCCAAUUGAACUACAUUAUAUUUUA